AUGUCUGGGGUGUCCCAGUGUACAGCAGCUUGUUUCGAGUUAUGCUGUAGCAGUUGUGACAGAGCUGCUGUUCCUCUGGAAAUAGAGGGCAAGCAAAAUCUGGGAAACAUGUUUGGGGAAACUCAGACAUAUGGCAGCCUUAUGCAGGAUCCUCUUAGGUUAUUUACAGCUGCAGGAAAUAAAAAGGCAAAAUGGAGCCUGUCAGGUUAUGAUACUGCCAGCGGUUUGGUGUUUGCCUGGUGUUUUCUGGUUAUGGGCCAGCAAAGAGGAAAGACUGUUGGCAUUGGAGAAAGGAAUGCAUUGGAGAAUACACCCCAACAUUUCAUGGGGAAGGAGAAAAUGAACUACAACCGGUCUCAGUUAAACCCCGUUCCUUUUCUUCCCGCUAUCCAACAGAAAACAGAUAAUAGUGCAGCACAAAUAUCUGUCUAUACAAGCGUGGCAGAAUGCUUUAAGGGAAGCUGGGCCACUCACAAGUUAUUACACAAGAAAGCAAAAGAUGAAAAAGCUAAGCGUGAAGUUUCCUCUUGGACCCUGGAAGGUGAUGUUAACACAAAUCCCUGGUCUGGUUAUCGAUACACUGGUAAACUCAGGCCACACUAUCCACUGACGCCAACAAGACCUGUGCCAAGUUAUAUUCAGAGACCGGAUUAUGCUGAUCACCCACUAGGAAUGUCUGAAUCAGAACAGGCUUUAAAAGGAACAUCUCAAAUAAAAAUACUCUCAUCUGAGGAUAUAGAAGGGAUGCGAGUAGUGUGUAAGCUUGCUAGAGAAGUAUUGGACGUUGCUGCCAUGAUGGUGAAAGCAGGUGUAACUACUGAAGAAAUUGAUCACGCUGUCCAUUUAGCUUGUAUUGCAAGGAAUUGCUAUCCUUCCCCUCUGAAUUAUUAUAAUUUCCCCAAGUCGUGUUGUACAUCAGUGAAUGAAGUGAUUUGUCAUGGAAUUCCUGACAGGAGGCCAUUGCAGGAGGGAGAUAUUGUUAAUGUGGAUAUUACUGUCUAUCGUAAUGGCUACCAUGGAGAUCUGAAUGAGACAUUCUAUGUUGGAGAAGUUGAUGAGGGUGCAAGGAGGCUUGUCCAAACAACUUAUGAGUGCCUAAUGCAAGCCAUCGAUGCAGUAAAACCUGGUGUUCGGUACAGAGAACUGGGAAACAUUAUUCAGAAACAUGCUCAAGCAAAUGGAUUUUCGGUGGUUCGGAGCUACUGUGGGCAUGGAAUCCAUAAACUUUUCCAUACGGCUCCUAAUGUGCCGCAUUAUGCCAAAAAUAAGGCAGUUGGAGUUAUGAAGCCAGGUCAUGUAUUUACGAUUGAACCAAUGAUCUGUGAAGGUGGUUGGCAAGAUGAAACAUGGCCUGAUGGUUGGACUGCAGUAACAAGAGAUGGAAAACGAUCUGCCCAGUUUGAACACACGCUUCUGGUCACCGAUGCAGGCUGUGAGAUCUUGACCCGGCGGCUGGAUAGUAUUCGUCCCCAUUUCAUGUCCCAGUGAUAGUCUAGACUGAGCAGGUGGAUCUGAACGAUACUUUUUUUUUUUUUUCAGUCUCUGUACGAUGCAGUUUUUUAAGAGUACAGAAUAGAGAGAGUUCAUCAUUUACUUUGUUCUCAGUGAUUGUAGAUGAGAGGAAUAUCUUGAACCUGACCCAAUGUCUGGAAAAGCAGAGAAUAAUGUAAAGAAUUUCCUGCUUUCCUCCUACCUACAACACUCAUGCUAUAGUUUUCUUUUUUCUUCAAUUACCUCUUUAGCACCUUUCCUCCAAUUAGACCCACAAUUGCUUCUGUUGCUGCCAUGAUAUUAGCUAGAAAAGUGUGGGUAACUUUUCCCACUGGGACUUGAUAUUUUGGGAUCCAGGUUUUUUUCACCACUUCAGUGUGCCCUCUCACUCUUGGUAUGUGAGUGGCACCUGAGAUUUUAAGCAUUUCUAGUUCCAAAGACUUGCUCCUGCUUCUGCAGAUACUGUUCUAAUGGGCUGGGCCUUGUUUGUUUGUCAGUUGAGAAGGGGGCAGAAGAGAGAAAGAUAUGCAUGUUGCCAAGAAUAGGCUACCCUUACCUUUAAUUCUGUCCCCAUCUCUCUGCUGAUGGCCUCUGUGGUGAUUGCAACUGUAGGUGACACACUGUGUUAAUGGCAGGACUUGUUUCUCAUGCUGGAGAUUUGGUAGUAUGGGCUUCCUACAGGGAAAAUUAAUAAAUUCUGUCUUAUAUGCAGCUCCCAGGAAUAAGCUGCUUCUCGGCGAAGCAGUAUUUGCAGGCAGCUCCCAAAAGCUUGGUGAAGCUGAUGUAUCAGACUUAUCUAGGUAAAGGAAUGAAACGAGAACCAAAAAGAUCCCAUGAUUCAUGGGAUCCCCGCAUGUGUUAACUGCGGGGCAUUUUCUAAAGGUACAUCCACAGCAGCUGUGGGGGAUUGGAUUUGCAAGACUUACAGUGACAUGAGUAUGUAUCUCAAAACAAGUCUGAGUGUGAGAAAAUGAAACACCUUCAAUGCUGUAUUCAUUUUCUUUUGGUAACUGUCAAACAGGUCAUUUUUUCCUCCCUCAGUUAUGUGAGUUUCAUGCUUUUGGAAAGUCUUAGGGGGGCAGCUAUGAAAACAGAUCUUUCUUCCUCAGACUGGAUAUAGAGUGGGCAAUGUUAAUAUAUAUACCCCUUCAUUUUCUGUUCCUGCGUCAUGAUGAGCUGGAAACUGUCAUGUUAAGGAGUGUGGAUUGAUUAAGCCUCUCUCCCCUUUCUUUUCCCAUGCCCACUUCCUUUCCAUCAUCUUUGAUAUUUCUGCUGAGGGAAUUUAUUUUUUCUUCUGAAUUGUAAUGAAAAAUUUUUCAGACCCCGUUGCAGACCUAGUCUUAUACCACUGUAAUGCAAGAAAUAAUUAAACCAAUGCAGACAUUAAAUCAUACAAUCAUGGGCAUAAAAUACACCUUUUACAAGGUGUCUGGUGAAUUUGUUGCCAUGUUAGACCCAAGCAUAUGAGGUACUGCAUACCCUCAGCCCCCCUUGGCACUGCAGAAUUUAGGUGGGGGAAGGGGGUUAGCACUUCAUAGAACGGGACUCGUGUGUACUACCAAAUAUGAAAUUUGCCAGAAAAUGUCUUCUGUGCCCUGAGUGCCUCAGACCUCUGUUGCUGUAAGAGUAUCAUUGCGAUGUUUUCAUUACCUUUAUUAUUAUUUUUAAUUAUGCAGUAAAGUGACCUGAAAUGAUGAAUA
This is a messenger RNA of Phaethon lepturus (White-tailed tropicbird), 3191 nucleotides long. RefSeq names its product methionyl aminopeptidase 1 (gene METAP1). Gene Ontology annotation, biological process: proteolysis. NCBI's taxonomy places the organism in Eukaryota, Metazoa, Chordata, Aves, Phaethontiformes, Phaethontidae. The record is from RefSeq and is a predicted model, not a curated record. The transcript has 12 exons. Gene Ontology annotation, molecular function: metalloaminopeptidase activity. The coding region runs from base 1 to 1488 and encodes 495 amino acids.